Paramecium tetraurelia is the source of this 561-nucleotide messenger RNA. RefSeq lists its product as uncharacterized. The record is from RefSeq and is a predicted model, not a curated record. Gene Ontology annotation, molecular function: protein binding. NCBI's taxonomy places the organism in Eukaryota, Ciliophora, Oligohymenophorea, Peniculida, Parameciidae. The transcript is spliced from 5 exons.
AUGAAUAUCAAAAAGGUAUCUCCUUAAAUAUUAGAAAUUAAGAAAAUGAAGCAAUUAAAUUUAUUUGAUAAAUUAUUAUUAACUGAACCUUAUAAUAUAGAAAUUAUGUAUUAAAAAGCAAAUCCAUUAAAUUAAUUGAAAAAGUAAGAAGUUGCUUAAUAGAUAUACAUCGAUAUAAUUAAAAUUAAUCCAAAACAUGAACUCUCUUUUUUGAAAAUAGGUGAUAUUUUAAAAGAUCAACAGUCUUAUUAGUAAGCACAAUAAUAUUAUGAAAAAUGUAUUUAAAUAAAUGCAAAUAAUUCAGCAGCUUAAUUUGGAAUAGGGGAAUGUUUAAGGGCGACUUAUUAAUAUCAUCAUGCAUUGCAUCUAUCAAAAAAUUUAUAAUUCCACUUAUUUAAAUUGCAUAGGGUUAACAAUCUAAAUCAGCUAUAUCACUUUAUAGAUGCAGCUAAAACAUUUACAUUUUUAUUUUAUAAGUUACGGUUUCCUAUCUUAUUGCAAAUGUAUUUAUCAAGGUCAUUCAUUUUCCCUCACUCCCUUAUAAAUGAAAUCUAAAUUUGA